UGUGGACUGGGUGACACAGAUGAAAAUUGCCACUUAUGAUGAAGAAAUCCAGCAUCUCUAUGAAGAGAUGGAGCAACAAAUCAAGAGUGAGAAGGAGCAGUUUCUCCUGAAAGACACGGAGAGGUUCCAGGCCCGCAGUCAGGAGCUGGAGCAGAAGCUGUCCGCCAAGGAGCAGGAGCUGGAGCAGCUGGUGCAGAAGCAGAAGCGGCUGGAAGGCCAGUGCACAGCCCUCCAUAAUGACAAGGAUGAGACCAAGGCUGAGAACACCAAGCUGAAACUCACAAACCAGGAGCUGGCCCGGGAGCUGGAGAGGACCACCCAGGAGCUGCAGGCUGCCCAACAGCAGCUGGAAAACCUCCAACAAGAGGCCUGCAAACUUCACGAGGAGAAGGAGAUGGAAGUGUACCGUGUGACGGAGAGUAUGCAGCGGGAGAAGUUGGGGCUCCUGAAACAGCUGGACUUCCUCAGGGAAAGGAACAAGCACCUUCGAGAUGAACGAGACAUGUGCUUCCAGAAAGAUAAGGCAGCCAAGGCAAACAUAGCUGCUUUCAAGUCAAGCUGGAAACAGAGAUCCGGCUCCGUGAUUGGCAAGUACAUGGACAGCAGGGGGAUUCUUAGAAGCCAGUCAGAAGAGGAAGAAGAUGUGUUUGGCAUCCCAAGGAGGAAAAGUUCUCUGGGCCUGAGUGGGUAUCCGGUUACAGAAGAGGAGCCAGGAGCCAAGGAGUCAGGAACUGGGGGUUCCCUCACCCCGACACUGCGCAGAAUCAUUUCCAUUGAGGAAGACCCUCUGCCCCAGCUCCUGGAGGGCAAGCCACUGAGCAAAUGUACAGAAGAGGAGGAGGUGUCUCCCCAGGCUGUGGAAGGACGAACCCAGCAGGCCCCAGCCUUCGAGCUCCUGCCCACCUCCCCUCGGGAGCAGCCUGUUGGAAAAGAGGCCUGGUCUAAGGAGGAAAGGUCUCCACCCACCCCUGACCGGCUCUUCAAGAUCGUGUUUGUGGGCAACUCGUCUGUGGGGAAGACGUGCUUCCUGAGGAGGUUCUGUGAGGACCGGUUCUCCCCGGGCACAGCAGCCACUGUGGGCAUCGAUUACCAAGUCAAGACAGUGUGUGUGGACAACUCCCAGGUGGCUCUGCAGCUGUGGGACACGGCUGGGCAGGAGAGGUACCGCUGCAUCACCCAGCAGUUCUUCAGGAAGGCCGACGGCGUCAUCGUCAUGUACGACCUCACGGCCAAGCAGUCCUUGUCGGUGCGGCAGUGGCUGAGCAGCGUGGAGAGCGGCCUGUCCCGGUCCCGGCCCACACCUGCCCAGGGAGUCCUGCUGAAGCUUCUGGGCCUUGCAGUUCCAGCCGCCCACUGCACAGAGGGCGAACUCGGUCGCCCCCCCCACACCUCGCGCGAGGCCGGCUCUGCGGCCCCACCCCGGCUGCGCGAGGACGCGGCGCUGCCGCCUCAGCUGGGCUGA
Talpa occidentalis (Iberian mole) is the source of this 1462-nucleotide messenger RNA. Its product is annotated as EF-hand calcium-binding domain-containing protein 4B-like. Lineage: Eukaryota; Metazoa; Chordata; Mammalia; Eulipotyphla; Talpidae. Gene Ontology annotation, molecular function: GTPase activity; GTP binding. The record is from RefSeq and is a predicted model, not a curated record.